AUGUUUAUCACAAACGAGCACGUUGGUGACAGAUCGCGUAUGGAAGACUGGAGAAUUCGUGGUUACGACCCGUUAACUCCUCCUGAUUUAUUACAGCAUGAAUACCCAUUAACACCUGAGUCUCUGAAAACCAUUUUAGAAGGUAGGAAUGCUGCGGUAGAUAUCUUGAAUGGAAAGGAUGACAGAUUGAUCAUAGUGAUUGGACCAUGUUCUAUUCAUGAUCCUAAGGCUGCGUUGGAAUACGCUGACAGACUUCUUAAAGAAGCCGAAAAACACAAGGAUGAACUUUUAAUUGUUAUGAGAGCAUACUUAGAGAAACCAAGAACCACUGUCGGAUGGAAGGGUUUGAUCAAUGACCCUGAUAUUAAUGGUACUUUCCACAUCAAUAAGGGUUUGAGAAUUGCUAGGAAGUUGUUCGUUGACUUGACUUCCAAGUUGCCAAUUGCUGGUGAAAUGUUGGAUACCAUCUCACCCCAAUUUUUGUCCGAUUUGUUCUCGGUAGGGGCAGUUGGUGCAAGAACCACUGAGUCUCAAUUGCAUAGGGAAUUAGCUUCAGGUUUAUCAUUCCCAGUCGGAUUCAAGAAUGGUACUGAUGGAACUCUAGGUGUCGCCAUCGAUGCCGUUCGUGCUGCUUCUCACCCACAUCACUUUUUGUCUGUGACUAAGCCCGGUGUGGUUGCAAUUGUAGGAACUGAAGGAAACAAAGACUGCUUUGUCAUACUAAGAGGUGGUAAGCAAGGUACGAAUUACGAUGAAGAUUCAGUAAAGGCAACCCAAGAAGAAUUGAAAAAGGCUAAAUUGGUAACUGAUGAAAAUAAUGGUCCAAGAAUAAUGGUUGAUUGUUCUCAUGGAAAUAGCAAUAAAGAUCAUAGAAACCAGCCUAAAGUUGCAAGAGUUGUUGCAGACCAAAUCGAAGCAGGAGACAGGUCAAUCUGUGGUUUGAUGAUCGAAAGCAACAUCAACGAAGGAAGACAAAAUGUUCCACCAGAAGAAGAGGGAGGUAAAGAUGCUUUGAAAUAUGGUGUUUCCAUUACAGACGCUUGUAUUGGCUGGGAAUCAACUGUUCAGGUGUUGGAUUUAUUAGCAAAUGCUGUCACCAAGAGAAGAAGUUUAUAA
Molecule: messenger RNA, 1116 nt
Organism: Lodderomyces margitis
Lineage: Eukaryota; Fungi; Ascomycota; Pichiomycetes; Serinales; Debaryomycetaceae
Gene: ARO3
Product: 3-deoxy-7-phosphoheptulonate synthase
Exons: 2
Coding region: 1-1116 (371 amino acids)
Biological process (GO): aromatic amino acid biosynthetic process
Cellular component (GO): cytoplasm
Molecular function (GO): 3-deoxy-7-phosphoheptulonate synthase activity
Source: RefSeq, a predicted model, not a curated record